Messenger RNA from Cyprinodon variegatus (sheepshead minnow), 1127 nucleotides. RefSeq names its product chromobox protein homolog 3-like. The record is from RefSeq and is a predicted model, not a curated record. Gene Ontology annotation, biological process: negative regulation of transcription by RNA polymerase II; chromatin organization. Lineage: Eukaryota; Metazoa; Chordata; Actinopteri; Cyprinodontiformes; Cyprinodontidae. The transcript is spliced from 5 exons. Gene Ontology annotation, cellular component: pericentric heterochromatin; nucleus. The coding region runs from base 138 to 659 and encodes 173 amino acids. Gene Ontology annotation, molecular function: chromatin binding.
UCAGAAGUGUUUCCUUCCGGGUUGCCGUAGCCCAACUACAGCUGGCUUUUCGCGCUAUAAGUUAGGGAUCCUACGCUAUCUGACCGCGUGCGCAGGAAACAUUUCAAAAGAGGGACACCAUCUUCAGCGAAUAGAAAAUGGGCAAAAAGCAGAACACCAAACCUAGGAAGGAAAAUCAGACCCAGGAAGAGCCGGAGGAGUUUGUUGUGGAAAAAGUGAUCGACCAGCGCAUCGUCAAUGGGAAAGUGGAGUUUUAUCUGAAGUGGAAAGGAUUUACAGAUGCUGAUAACACCUGGGAGCCUGAAGAAAACCUGGACUGCCCUGAACUCAUUUCAGCCUUUCUGGAGGCUCAGAAAAACAUCAAGGAGAAGCCUGCAGCUGUAAAGAGAAAGGCCUCCACAGAAGAGCCAGAGACAGAUUCUUCCAAGAAAACUGAUGCUGAAAGCCCGCGUGGCUUUGCCAGAAAUCUGGACCCAGAGAGAAUAAUUGGUGCAACAGAUAGUAGUGGGGAGUUGAUGUUCCUGAUGAAAUGGAAAGGAUCAGAUGAAGCCGAUUUGGUCCCGGCACGCGAGGCCAACAAACGGUGCCCUCAGGUGGUCAUAUCUUUUUAUGAGGAGCGACUGACAUGGCAUUCCUGUCCAGAGGAUGAAGCUCAGUGAUUCUCUGGUCUCUGCUGUUAUUUGCACCACCUUUAUUUGUUUUGUUCCUCAAGCCUGGAAUCCUCCCCCUUGCCUGCCUCUUAGUUUUAGCCAUCUUUGGACAUUUUUCUACUUUUGUAUUUAGACAGUGGUGGAGAACUGUUGAAGCGGCUAAUGUCUGUGACAGAAUUCAUUCAGUGAUGUAAUAACGGGCUUCGAUAGAGCUACAUGCCUCCUUCUGUGUUUUAAUUCUGAGUGACUACUUGAAGAUAUGAAGCUGUCUUUUUUUGCUUUUUCUUUUUUUUUUCUUUUUUCUAUCCUGUUCAAGUCUAGAUGUUGGGUUUGUGCUCAUGCAAAUGCUUAAUGUGUUUAUGAAAGUACAUUUCGUUUACGGGGUGUAAAUAUGAAGUUGCAUAAAAAUCAAACGUUUCAUGUACAUUUUUAUAGCUUAAGCUUUUUUUUUUUUUUACUACCUACCUAAGAAUCAGG